AUGGCCGAAAAGCAGCUGGAAGACCAAGCAUCGGCUCCUCGCUCUCUCCCUCUAUUCAGACUGAUCAUCGACCAAGCACGUGUUACAGACGAGGUGCUCCAUUAUCCAUAUGAAGGGUCAGGCACAACAGAGGACCCUUUCAUUGUGACAUAUAUCCCCCAAGAUGCGGGCAAUCCCUUCAAUUGGACCAAAGGCUUCCGAUGGGCCAUUACUUCGGUUGUGGCCGUCGAAACUCUCUCUGUUGCUUUUGCAUCGAGCGCCUUCAGUGGUGCCAUACGAGAGCUCACCCAGGACCUGGGCGCUAGCACAGAGCUUAUCACUGCUGGAAUCUCGCUAUUCGUGUUGGGCUUUGCCACUGGUCCUCUGGUUUUCGCACCUUUGAGUGAAAUCUAUGGGCGGCAGAUUAUCUUCAUCAUUAGUUUUGGUGCCUUUACGGCUUUCAAUGCUGGCUGUGCUGGUUCAAACAACACUGCCACAUUGCUGGUUCUUCGAUUUUUCGCUGGCGCCUUCGGCUCCUCUCCAAUGACCAAUGCUGGAGGAGUGAUCGCCGAUAUCUUCCCCGCGUCUGAGCGAGGCCUGGCUAUGAGUCUGUUUGCCUUAGCACCCUCAUUCGGACCUUGUGCGUCCCCAUGGAUCGCCGGAUUUCUUAGUGAGUCUGAGGGCUGGCGUUGGGUUAUGGGCCUUCUCACCAUAUUCUCUGGAGUUUUAUGGAUCCUCGGAACGUUGCUUGUGCCAGAGACCUACGCCCCAGUCAUCUUGCGGAAACGCGUGGCGAUGUUGAAGCAGAAAACCGGAAAGGAGUACAUUCUGCAAGGCGACAAAGAGAAAGGCACACCGGCUCUGAGCUCUGUCUUGGCCACUGCCAUGGUGAGACCUUGGAUUCUUCUUUUCAUGGAACCAAUCGUCCUCCUUCUAUCCAUCUACAUUGCCAUUGUCUACGGUACCCUUUACCUUCUCUUCGGCGCUUAUCCCAUUGUCUUCCAACAAACCCGCGGUUGGUCCGAAGGCAUCGGCGGCCUCCCAUUUCUCGGUGUUGCAGGUGGUAUGAUCAUUGGAAUUCUGUUCGUUGCUUGGGCGAACAAGUGGUACAUUGCAGCAGCUGAAAGAAACGGUGGAAUCGCACCGCCCGAAGCCCGCCUGCGGCCCGCAUUAUAUGGAGCAAUCGCAAUUCCCAUCGGAAUGUUUUGGUUCGCCUGGACAAACUACCCUUCGGUUCAUUGGAUAUCACCUGUUCUUGCCGGUGCGCCCUUUGGCUUCGGCUUGAAUAUCGUAUUCUUGGCCAUCACAAACUAUCUCAUCGAUUCUUACACUAUCUUUGCCGCUUCAGUUCUUGCAGCUAAUACUGUACUGAGAUCACUGUUCGGUGCAGCAUUCCCUCUAUUCACCCAUGACAUGUACAACGUUCUGGGCAUCCACUGGGCCAGCUCAGUUCCCGCCUUUCUAGCCCUAGCUUGUGUGCCCUUCCCCUUCAUCUUCUACAAAUACGGGGCUCAAAUCCGGGCGAAGUGUGUCUAUGCAGCACAAGCAGAAGCUGUGAUGAAUCAACUCCGUGCCAACGCAAAGGCCACGUCUGCGGCUCAGCCAGCCCCACAGGAAGAGAAGGAGUUGAAGAGAUGCCCGACAGGGCACUCAGUGACUAGCGGCUCUGACACAGCUUCUGACGGUCCCGCUUUCGAGCCAUUGAAGGUCACUAGAUCACAUACGACAGACGCCGUGGGUAGAGCGCAACUUACUCGCACAAGGUCGAGAGCAGAGUCGAUCGCAGAGGCGUCGAAUUACAACUCCAACCCCUACGAUAUCGAUCGUGUCUACACCACGACUUCGUUGGCCGGAGUCGAUCUAAGCAAAACAAGGACGAACCGAUCCACGGGUCUUUGA
Molecule: messenger RNA, 1878 nt
Organism: Exophiala aquamarina CBS 119918
Lineage: Eukaryota; Fungi; Ascomycota; Eurotiomycetes; Chaetothyriales; Herpotrichiellaceae
Exons: 3
Coding region: 1-1878 (625 amino acids)
Biological process (GO): transmembrane transport
Molecular function (GO): transmembrane transporter activity
Source: RefSeq, a predicted model, not a curated record